CCAUGAUUGUUCGAAAAUCUUUGGACUUUGGUGAAUCUCGUCUAAAGCCAAUUACCCAUCGUGGCCGGGAACGACUGAUACCACGGAAGUGAUUCGCGUGUUGUGCGUGAUAUCAGCGUGACUAGCAGGUCGUUGCCGAAAACACACGAGAGAAUUUCUAAACCUGUGACGUUAAAUUCCUUAUUACUGUAUGCGGAUGAAAAAUUGGUUACAUCCGAAUUUAUAAAUACAUCUUUCGUUGACUUUUCCGUCACCACUUUCCGGUUUGGUAAACGUUCGGUAUAACCGGCAUUCUUUUGUUCGCUAUUGUAUGUAUAAUGUUUGUUUUCUCGCAUCCUUACAUCAGGCAAAAAGCAUAUUCUUAUUUUUGGUCAACCCACAGUCUGUACAUUAUUUUCUUCGUCCUAUGUUUAAUUCACGGAUUGGCGAGGAUCACUGGCUCGCCACGUUUUUGGAUGUUUGUAAUUGGACCGGCGAUAAUCUUCACUAUUGAUAAAAUCGUAAGUUUGUAUACAAAAUACAUGGAAUUGGACAUCUUAGAGACAGAACUGCUGCCUUCAGAUGUAACCAGAUUAAAGUUCGCAAGACCACCCAACUUUCGUUAUUUAUCGGGUCAGUGGGUGAGGCUUUGCUGUACUUCUUUCAGUCCGAAUGAAUAUCAUUCCUUAACUUUGACUUCUGCUCCACACGAAAAUUAUUUGUCCGUCCACGUAAAAGCUCAAGGACCUUGGACUUGGAAGCUUAGGAAUUAUCUAGAUCCCAGCAAUUUAAGCGAUGCGCCUCUUCCAAAGCUACGUUUGGAAGGUCCUUACGGAGGAGGCAACCAAGACUGGUACAAAUUCGAAGUUGCGAUAAUGAUCGGUGGAGGAAUUGGAGUGACUCCAUACGCUUCCAUAUUAAACGAUUUAGUUUUCGGUACCUCGACUAAUAAAUAUUCAGGCGUGGCUUGUAAAAAGAUCGGAUGGCAAAUGGAAAUAACAUAA
Centruroides sculpturatus (bark scorpion) is the source of this 983-nucleotide messenger RNA. RefSeq names its product dual oxidase-like. Gene Ontology annotation, biological process: defense response; superoxide anion generation. The transcript has 6 exons. Bases 318 to 983 code for a protein of 221 amino acids. Gene Ontology annotation, molecular function: superoxide-generating NAD(P)H oxidase activity. Gene Ontology annotation, cellular component: plasma membrane; NADPH oxidase complex. NCBI's taxonomy places the organism in Eukaryota, Metazoa, Arthropoda, Arachnida, Scorpiones, Buthidae. The record is from RefSeq and is a predicted model, not a curated record.